Molecule: messenger RNA, 2181 nt
Organism: Diabrotica balteata
Lineage: Eukaryota; Metazoa; Arthropoda; Insecta; Coleoptera; Chrysomelidae
Source: the annotation of a GenBank genome assembly
AGUCGCAGACUCCGCUGCAUGCCGAGCAGCAACCCGAGCAGUGUCCGAGCGCGGUGCCAGUGAACAGUGUUUUCGUGAAUAAGUUACUUAAGUGAGGGAGUGCUUCUUACUAUGUCAUCGCCCUCGUCCACCCUCGAUGGUCUACCAAAACAAUUCGUGAGUGCGAUGCGUACUCUUUUCGACAUUAUGGACGAUAAACACACAGGAUUUGUUAGUUUUUCCGAAAUAGAAAACAGAUGGCAAGAUGAUAACACUAAAGGAUUGCCUAAGGGCGUUAUAGAAAGCCUCAGGAAAGUCACCCCAUCGAAUGGUAUGUUAUCCUUUGAGAGAUUUUGUGCUGGACUUAAAAUAUGUCUCUUGAGAAAUCAAGUUGAUCGAAGGGACGCGAAACUUCAAGAACCCAUAAACGUAAAACCUAACCGCCCUCCUUCAGCCCCACUUCUUGACAUAGACAACCCCCCAAAACCACCAAAUUGGGGUAACACGGCAGCAAUACGUCCUAACAAUGUUAUAACACAACAACGAACCCUGUCGAUGCCACAACUUUUGCCAGAACGAAAAGAAGGAAGUGUAGAAACCGUUGAUAAACACGCAUUUGAAAAACCAGUUCCGAACAUAAACAAACCCAUGCUUUUCGGUCCUCCAAAGCCUCCCCGCUCUGCCGUUGGCUUGGAACGAGCGGCAACAGCGGGAAACCUUGAUAGGGCUGAAAUACGAACGGCUUUACAAAAUUGGCAAAUGGGCGUUAUGAUGAAUGACCAAGAAAACAAAAACGGCGAGAAACGCCAAGGACCACAAUAUAACGGAGGUUUAUUAAGAACCAGCAGGAGCAUGGGAGACGGGAAAGCAGCUAUGCAGGGUGAGGUACAAGGGGUGCAGGGAGGAAUUUAUCAGAAAAAACCUAAUCCAAGAAGGAGGGAACCGAGAAGGCAUACAUUACAAAACGGCAUUGAUUAUAGCAUGUUAAAACGAAUGAAGCAAAUAGAACAAGAAAAGGAAGUUUUAAUGCAAGGGUUGAGUGCGGUGGAAAAAGCCAGGGAUUGGUAUAUGAAACAAGUGUCAAUCGUACAAGAUAAAAUGAAGUAUCUCGGAAGAAUGGGUCAUGUGGAACAUUGGUCUGAAGCACACCAGGAGCGGUUAGAACUUCAACGUGCCAGAGUGCUGGAAGUGAAUCGCCAUCUCGCGACAUUAACAGAAAGUUGGGAAAGAGGAGGACUUCCGCUUCAUAUGAACCUAGCUGUAAACCAUUACCCGCCAAUUCAUCCACCUCCACAAGAUAUAACGAAUAGAUUAAAACAGCAAAACAGAUUACUUACCGAGGAAGUUAGCAAAAAAAGUGAACGAAUAUCAGCACUGGAAAGAGAAAAGGCCAAUCUAAUCCAAGUCCUACAGAUGAGAUCAGUCCCUUCUAAGAGGAGUAAUGUGCAAGAGGAAGCUGUAUUUUAAUUAAAAACACUAGUGUAAUAAUAAAUAUACAAUUUAUUCAAUAAGAUACAUUUUUGUACAAACUUUAAAAAAUGUGAUUUUGUGAAGAUUUGUGAGUUACCUGUUUUUAUUAUUUUUUUUUUGACAAAAUAUAAAUGAAGUAUUUGGUGCCAUAAAAUUAUGAAGGAUCAUGACAUUGUAUUACAGAACAUUCAACUGUCUGGAAUUGUUCAUAUACACGAUAAUUCAGAAAUGUUUAAAAAUAUCAAUAAUAUUUUAUAACACGCAUGUUAGUUGUGAUGACGCCAUGUUUUAUUAAAGUAGAUGAAUGUUGUGAUUGUAGACAAAUCAAACUGAUUAUGAUAUUACCACAGCAAUUCAUCUAAACGCUUCAAAUAAAUGUUUUAUGGAAACGUUUGAUAUAGACUAUAGGGUUAUGGGCACAAGAAACUUGUGUUAUUUAGAAUCUUACAUAUUAAAUAAUUUGUGCCAUUAAAAUACAUAUGUCUUUUUAAAACAGACAAUUUCAUAAUUUUAAGUAAGACAUACUUACUUGUACCUAUUUAGAUACUACUGAAUUAUUAUGUAUUAUAUUUGAAUAAUUGUAAAAGAAGGACUCCAUAUCUCACUUAAGUGAUAGAGAUUUUUAUAUUUUUUGUAAAAGACAUUAAAAUAUAUCAACUGUUUAUAUUAUUUUGUGAGUUUUUAUUAUUAAGUGAUAAAGUGCCCAACAAACACCAUUAGAGUAUGAAAGUG